GUCGUCGCGGUCGCAUUAGUCGCCCGGCUGAUAAAGUCUGAGCUCUAAAGAUGUAUAAAACACACCUGGCUGGCAGGUGUGCUCUGUCCGUCACCUGUCCGUCCGUGUUGUUGUCAGACUGCAGAGAUGUCGGAGGAGGCCGUGGUCGUCCUCGCCGCUGUGACCGUGCUGGGCGUCCUGCAGCAAGCAUAUUUCUCCCUGCAGGUGAUCUACGCCAGGAGGAAGUAUUCGGUGUCUCCGCCCGCCACCGCCGGACCACCGGAGUUUGAGAGGAUCUUCAGAGCUCAGGCCAACUGUUCGGAGUAUUUCCCGAUCUUUAUUGCUGUCCUGUGGAUGUCCGGAGUCUUCUUCAGUCAAGGCUUGUCUUCGCUCUGCGGGUUGCUGUAUUUAUACGGACGUCUGCGCUACUUUCAUGGAUACUCUGAGGCGGCACAGCGACGGCUGGCUCCGCUGUAUUUCAGCGCUCAGGUUCUGUGGGUACUGAUCGGGUUCUCGGUUCUCGGCGUGUUCCUCUCGUUCUGCAGAGUUUACCUGGAGGUGGACCUGCUGCUCGAGCUCGGCUCUGCCCUCGACCUGGUCUGAAGGGGUCAAAGGUCAUGGGACUCAAAGUGGGACUUACUCUUUCCUUUCUUUC
This is a messenger RNA of Cyclopterus lumpus (lumpfish), 634 nucleotides long. RefSeq names its product leukotriene C4 synthase (gene ltc4s). Bases 127 to 582 code for a protein of 151 amino acids. NCBI's taxonomy places the organism in Eukaryota, Metazoa, Chordata, Actinopteri, Perciformes, Cyclopteridae. The record is from RefSeq and is a predicted model, not a curated record. The transcript is spliced from 6 exons. Gene Ontology annotation, molecular function: glutathione peroxidase activity; leukotriene-C4 synthase activity; enzyme activator activity. Gene Ontology annotation, biological process: leukotriene biosynthetic process. Gene Ontology annotation, cellular component: endoplasmic reticulum; nuclear envelope; membrane.